AUGAUCGGAAAGACUCGGAAAGAUAAAAAAGAGAAGGGCAAGGAGAAGGGAGGCAAGUCCUCCUCCAGAGAGCACAAGCCCGUCCCCUCGCCGCGAGAUGACGUGCUGGCGGCGGUGGCUGCGUUGCGGGCCAAGGUGGAGGAAGAGGGGCUCAAGGUGGACUACGAGAUACACGACGAGUGGCGCCUGGCGGGCUUUGUGAAGGGCGCCGGCCUCGACGUCGACAAGGCCUUCCUCAACUUCACCCACUCUCUCAAAAUGCGGGCGGAAUGUGGAGCCGACACGGUAUUGGAGACGGCGCCAAAGACCAACAAGAACUUCCCGCUGGUGCUCAAGUACUGGCCUGGCCACUACCACAAGCACGACAAGGACGGCUGCCCCGUCUACUACGAACGCCUCGGCGCCGUCGACGUGCGCGGGCUGUUGAACACGGUGCCCGGCGAGGAUCUCUUCAACGUGCACGUCUACCAGCAGGAGCAGUCGCGCGCCCUGAAGGCACAGCUGAGCAAGGAGCACAACCGGUCGAUGUACCUGUGCAUCUUCGUGCAGGACCUCUCCGGGCUCUCGAUGAACCACCUGUACACGCCGGCCUUCGACCUCUUCAAAAAAAUCCUGGGCUUCGACCAGAGCAACUACCCCGAUUCUCUUAAGUCGUAUUACGUGAUCAACUCGCCCGCGUGCCUCAAGAUGAUGUACUCGCUGAUCAAGCCCCUUCUGGACCCCAACACCCGCAAGAAGGUGCACAUCCUUGGCAGCAACUACCGGGACACCCUCCUCGAGGUGAUCGACGAGGAGCACCUGCCGGCUGAGUACGGCGGGGAGUGUGCGUGCGAGGGCGGCUGCAUCCCGGGCGGCGGCAAGUUCGUGGACCUCAAGGACGACGGCACCACCUACAACCCCGCCGAGGUGUCCAUUGGCCGGAAAGACAAGCACGAGGUCAAGCUGACGGUGGCCCAGGGAGCGACGCUCUCAUGGGAGUUCACUGUAAAGAGCCACGACGUGGGCUUCGGGGUCUUCUUCGGGGAGGGCAAAGAGCGGGAGGCAUUGGUGGCGAUAGAGAAGCACCACGGCACGCGCAAGGGCAAGCUCACGGCGGAGAAGGCCGGCACGUACUGGCUUGUGUGGGACAACACCUACUCCAUCCUCAAGGGCAAGAGCGUGGAAUACCAGGCCUUCAUCAACGCCGACACCGACGACGACGACGACGACGACGACGCUGUGGAGUGA
Molecule: messenger RNA, 1227 nt
Organism: Acanthamoeba castellanii str. Neff
Lineage: Eukaryota; Discosea; Longamoebia; Acanthamoebidae
Product: CRAL/TRIO domain containing protein
Exons: 11
Coding region: 1-1227 (408 amino acids)
Cellular component (GO): cytoplasm
Source: RefSeq, a predicted model, not a curated record